Messenger RNA from Nanorana parkeri, 1122 nucleotides. Its product is annotated as beta-1,3-galactosyltransferase 2-like. Bases 1 to 1119 code for a protein of 372 amino acids. The transcript has a single exon. The record is from RefSeq and is a predicted model, not a curated record. Gene Ontology annotation, molecular function: N-acetyl-beta-D-glucosaminide beta-(1,3)-galactosyltransferase activity. Lineage: Eukaryota; Metazoa; Chordata; Amphibia; Anura; Dicroglossidae. Gene Ontology annotation, cellular component: membrane.
AUGCUCUCCUUGACGCGGCUCAGCUGUUCUUCCAGCACUAAAUGGAGCAUCAUCCGCAUCUUGUUUCUGGUCUUGAUUCUUUUCACGUUGAUGGUGCUCCUCUUCAGUAAUUUUAGGUGGCUCCCUGGGCAACUGGUGGUUACCGCCGUACGCAUAGGGAACGCCGUGCCCGAACUGUCUACUGAGUUUGAAGCCAUCAAGUCAGAGAAGAAGAAUGAAGCCUCCCUUGAUAAGGAACAUGUUUUGUUUCCAAAUGCUCUUCUGGAGACAAAUACGAGCAAAGAUGCUCCGAAAACACUUCAUAUCUAUGACUACCUCAUCAACGAGCCCGAUAAAUGUAAAGACGGCGCUCCGUUCCUUAUUCUACUCAUUGCCGCGGAAAGAUGGCAGAAGGAAGCUCGGCAGGCCAUCCGGCAGACGUGGGGGAAGGAGGACUUCCUACCUGGAGUCAGGAUACUGCGGCUGUUUUUUAUAGGCAAGGACGUUGGGUGGAAUGACGAUGCUCGGAGGUCUCUCUUAGAAGAAAGCCAGAUGUUCCAUGACAUCAUUCAGCAGGAUUAUUUGGACACCUACUAUAACCUGACCGUAAAGGUCAUGAUGGGCUUAAGCUGGAUUUCCACGCAUUGCCCGGAGGCCUCAUACGUCAUGAAAACGGACAGCGACAUGUUCGUCAACAGCGAGUAUUUAAUCUCCCGUCUCCUGAAACCAGAGGAGCCUCCACGACCGAACUAUUUUACUGGAUAUCUGAUGACCAACGCUACGCCUAUUCGGAACCUGGAUAGCAAGUGGUAUGUUCCCCCCGCAGAAUACCCGGAGAAGGGAUAUCCAUUGUUUUGCUCCGGGACCGGCUAUGUGUUCUCUGCCAACCUGGCGCCUAAGAUCGUCCAAGUCUCCCCGACCGUUAAAUGGAUCCGUCUCGAGGACGUCUUCGUUGGCCUUUGUCUGGACAAGUUGGGGGUACUGCCGGUGGCCCCACCAAAGCCCAAUGACUUCAACGCCUGGAGAGUUUUCUACACAGACUGUGAAUACAACCAGAUUGUUACCUCCCACGAACUGAGGCCGGGGGAGAUCAUAUAUUUUUGGAACAAGUUACAGCAGAAUAAACAUAAAUGCGUCUGAUUC